Pecten maximus is the source of this 10118-nucleotide messenger RNA. RefSeq lists its product as uncharacterized. The coding region runs from base 1 to 6636 and encodes 2211 amino acids. Lineage: Eukaryota; Metazoa; Mollusca; Bivalvia; Pectinida; Pectinidae. Gene Ontology annotation, cellular component: cell periphery; myosin complex; cell septum. The transcript has 30 exons. Gene Ontology annotation, molecular function: chitin synthase activity; cytoskeletal motor activity; ATP binding. The record is from RefSeq and is a predicted model, not a curated record.
AUGGCCUCGAACACUGUGGAUGAUCUGUCUACCCUAGAUGAUUUCGACAAUGAUAUUUUACUCGGAGUGCUGGAGGAGAGGUACAACGAUGACAAUAUAUAUACUUAUGUUGGAGACAUCCUGAUUGCUGUCAACCCCUGUUCUCCGCUCUCAAUAUAUGGCCCCCAGGCCCGGCGUAACUACCGCGAUCUAAGGGUCAGAGGAAGCCAGCCGCCACAUGUUUACUGGGUGGCUGACAAUGCGCACAGAAGUUUGAUAGAGACACAUUUGAAGCAAUGUAUUGUUGUCACUGGAGACUCUGGGUCUGGUAAAACCGAGACAACAAAACAUGCUCUGCAGCAUCUUAUAGAGCGAGUGGGCAAAUGUGCAGUGCCUGACCUUGUGGAAAAGCUGUCUCGGGUCAAUCCAUUAAUAGAACUUUUUGGCAACGCAUCGACCGUAUUCAACAGGAAUUCCAGCCGGUUUGGGAAACUGAUAGAGUUGUCGUACUUACCGGAUGGUACGCUAGUUGGAGGAAAACUACAGACGUUUGUGUUGGAAAAAUCAAGGGUUGUGUGUCAUGGCCUCGGGGACAAAAACUUCCAUAUCCUCCAUGCUCUUUUUGCAGGGAUGGAGGAAAGCAAGCUCCAAUACUACUUCAUUGAAAGUGCUGCCACGUACAGGAUUCUUCAGGAAGCAGGCGCAGAACCCCAUAACUACUCGGGAAUAUUCAGAGAUGCGGAAGAAGAAAAAGAAUUUGCGGACAAAUUCCAAGAAGGAAUGUCCAUUCUGACUAAAAUAGGAUUUUCGGAUCCGGAAAUGUAUCAGUUGAUUCAGAUGUUGGCCGCGGUCCUUCACAUCGGCAAUAUUGAAUUCCAGGAGGAUGACGAAACAGGAGAAUUAGCUAUUGUUGAGGAAGUCUACGUCUCAAAUGUUUUGGAGUUGCUCAAUCUCGGAGAAGCAAACUUUGACUCUCUCGUCAGCGCCUUGAUAAGUAGACCGCGGGUUGUCAUGGGUGAAACGAUUGUUUCCUCCAAGACAAUGCAGCAGGCUGAAGAUGGACGCGAUGCCCUGGCCAAAGAACUAUACAACAGUCUCUUUACUGGAAUCAUUGACCGAAUCAACUACGUCCUGCGGCCUGAGGGAGAUAGUUCUAUAGAUGGGCACGCUCUUACCAUCGGUAUUCUAGACAUCAGUGGAUUUGAAAAUCUCAGACUGAACUCUUUCGAGCAGCUUCUGAUUAACAUGACAAACGAGCGGCUUCAUCAAUACUUCCAACAGCAGAUCUUUGACGCAGAGCGUUCUGAUUACAUGAGGGAGCAGGUGUCAUCGAAUGACGUCACAUUUAAAGAUAAUAGUGAUGUUUUGAAGCUUCUUUUCGAGUCUCCAGGAGUGCUGUCCAUUCUCGAAGAAGAAGUUGCUGUUCCGAAAGCAAAUGAUAAAUCUCUCGUUUGCAAGAUGGACAAGUUCCUCAACACCUCGCGGUGUUACCGCAAGAAGAGUGCAACCUUCAUCUUCGGAAUAGUCCACUAUGCCGGGGAGGUGGAGUAUAGCGCAGUAGGAUUUCUGGAGAAGAACAAAGGAACACUACCUGCAAACCUCCGCAGCUGCUUUCAGUCGAGUGAAAAUAUGUUUGUCAACAAUUAUUUUACAGACAACCUCCGAUUCCAGAAUGAGUCUGGACGGGGCAGUCUGAGAGGAAGUACUCGGUCCAGGUUAGAUGGAAAGAAAGUCAGAGGAAGGCUGAGCACGAUUGGCGAAGACAAGAUAAAGACAAAAUCAAAUGGCAACAAAUUAUACGAUAGCGUGGCCAAUCAGUACAAGAAAUCGUUGAAAUGCUUGAUUGACAGAAUAUCAACAGCCAAGCCAAACUUCAUCAAGUGUAUAAAGCCCAACAUUGUGCUAACCUCCGGUAACUUUGACCGUCGAUUGGUCAACGAUCAACUCAUUAGCAGCGGCCUGUUAGAUGUGGCUAAGAUCCGCAGAGACGGGUAUCCAAUCAGAAUGAAGAUUGAUGUUUUCCGAAAAAGGUAUCACAUGAUUCCAGAAGAACUUCACAUAGAGGAGGAAGACGAUAAAAGGAUCGCUGAGGUCGUCGUACAUCACUGCGGAGUAACCGAUUAUAAGAUAGGCAGGUCAAAGAUAUUCCUGAAACAGGAUGGUAUCGAUAAAAUAGAGACGAGAAUGUCUUCAAUGCUCCAGGAAAAGAAAGAACGACAGAAUAAAGAAGAAAGAAGGAAAAGACUAGGACUGCCAGCACAACAGAAACAAGAUGAUCAAUUGGAUGCCAUAAGUGAAGCUGGCUCUUUGAGUUCCCGAUAUUCAACGCCCUCUAACGGCCAGGUUUCCGUUGAAAAACCUCCAUCGUAUUCCGCUCUCUCGGACAUAGAGGGCGAACAGCAGACUACUGAUGCAAGUAGUUUACCGCCAAAGAAAGCUUCAAUUAAUCCUUCCGAAUUAGAAGAACAACUUCCAGCUUACGAUGUUUUCCGGAUAACUGAAAGGGAUGUGGAUGAAUCGAAUGAAUUCGAAGAACGCGCUCUUAAAAUCAUGCGACUUUCUACUUAUAUGCUGUUGUUUCUUGGCAUUCUUGGUACCGGAACAGCCAGUUUAUUAGGAGUUUUAAUGUUGACGUCAGGUAUCAGAUUGGACCACACACACAGGUCUGAACUGACCACAGAAAUUCUAGUUUGCUACAGUAUUCCACAGGGAGUCACUUGUUUAGUGUCGUCCCUAAAGAUUUUAUUUGGUCGAAAGGAUUGGCCAAAAAUCCAGUAUCUUUUCUUUGCACUGCUGUUAAAUGCAGCACAGGCCUGUGGGACUGGAUUCCUUGUGUACCGAGUUCUGCCGGAGUACGACACAAUAUCGGGAAUAACACUCUUACUGGCCUCCGUUCAGUUACCGACGCUACUGAAUAUUCACCGCCAGAUUUUCAGACAGCGGAAAAGGAAAUUAAAGUUCUUCAAGAGGGUGUUUGUUGCAACAUUCGCUAUUAUAGCAAGUCUUAUUCAAUUUGGAUUUAAUCCAGUAGUGUAUAUAACAGAAAUAUUUGUGCCAAAUGAUUCCAUAUCUAAAAGUGAUGUGUUUCUAACCAUAUCUAUUUUCCUUGUCUCAUUUGGCUGGUGUGAGGCUUUCGCUGGAGAAGAUGUUGACAUAGGUUUCAUGACUGUACCAUUGAAGAAAUGGAAGCAAAAUAUAUCUCAAUGCCGAGAUAAAACAAACUUUCUAGUUUGUCCGCUUAAAGUGGGUAUAUUUUUUCUCUGUGCCUAUCUGUUAGUUCCUGAUGUCAUGUUUGCCUUUCCGCUACCAGUGACGUAUACAAGCACCAAUGUGUCGACACCCAAUAGUACUGAAAUCACUGUGGUACAGAAACCAGUUUACCAGUCUUUCUUCUCAACGUAUACCUUAAUGUUGAUACAAGUGAUAUCUGGGUACCUGUGCAGUUACCUUUCUGGAAUAGCGUGUAAAAUCCACAUGCAACGAUUCUCGUUCUGUCUCGCACUGUUUCUCGUCCCCAUCCUCUCAGUCAGUUUAACAAUAUGGAGGUGUAUCGGAGGUCAGGAGUCACUUCCGGUUUUGGAAGGAACUGUUGCAUGUCCGGAAAAGCUGUCAUUUGAUGGGUUAAAAGAAGUAAUUGGUGUUGCACUGGCAUUGCUGGUGUCCCUGGUGAUGCUGACUUUACAUACCUGGUUUCCGUCAACAGAGCGCAUGGCUAAGUUGGAAAGACUAUUUUGCCUUCCGAUGUGGGAUGGUGUUUUCACGGCAAUGAACGUACUGCUGCGCCGAAAGGAUGACUUGAUGGAGCAGGAACCCGGACGCAAAAAGGCUGGCUCCCGUGUAAAAGAAGAGAAGAAGACACGCCCCAUGGUCAAUAUCUGUGCGACCAUGUGGCACGAGACCAGACAGGAAAUGUUACAGCUUCUAAAGUCUCUCUUCCGAUUAGACAGGUACUACUCGCAGAAUGUGAACGCUGAGAAGGGAUUUGGAGUCGAACGGGACUACUUUGACAUGAAGAUUCACGUGAUUUUCGAUGAUGCCUUUUACACUGAUCCAAAAACAAAACAGCGCAUGCCCAAUGAAUAUGUGCAGCAGCUCGUGGAAUGCAUAGAUCAAGCAUCGAUGUCUGUUGCUAAAGGAAGGAUUUCAUGGAACAAUCACCCGAAAAAGUUCACCACUCCCUACGGAGCGAGACUGGAGUGGACAUUACCAGGAGGUGUUCCAAUGUAUUUCCAUUUAAAGGACAAAUCUAAAGUUCGACACCGAAAAAGAUGGUCACAAAUUCUAUAUUUGUAUUACCUUCUUGGGUAUGAGCUGAUGGGCGUGGGGAAUGAAAACGACAUCCUUAAUAAGAAGAGAUCACGUCAUAGGGUGAAGACUUUCACUUCCCUUCUCAAUAAAAUUCCGUCUCAAAAGAUCAAACAGGCUUACAACACGUAUAUUCUAACAUUGGACGGAGACGUGGACUUUCGUCCUUCUGCGGUCAAACUUCUCAUUGACCGUAUGCAGAAAAACGACAAGGUUGCGGCCGUUUGCGGACGUAUUCAUCCUAUUGGCAGUGGUCCUAUGGUGUGGUACCAGCAGUUUGAGUACGCCGUCGGACAUUGGCUACAGAAAGCUGCGGAACACGUGUUCGGCUGUGUAUUGUGCUGCCCCGGAUGCUUCAGUCUAUUUAGAUUUGCUGCCCUGAUAGACGACAAUGUGGUUAAAAUGUAUACAACUCCUCCUUCUGAGGCGAGGCACUAUAUACAGUUUGAACAAGGUGAAGAUAGAUGGCUAUGUACCUUACUCCUUCAGCAAGGAUGGAAGAUCGAUUACUGCGCUGGUGCAGAUUCUUGGACAUUCGCUCCGGAGUCCUUCAAGGAAUUUUUUAUCCAGCGACGACGUUGGGCACCGUCUACCAUGGCAAAUAUACUGGAUCUCCUAUCAUCCUGGCAAUCCACUGUUAAAAUGAAUGAUAACAUCAGUACAUUAUUUAUCUUGUACCAGUUCGUUUUAAUGUCAUCCAGUAUCUUGGGGCCUGGGACUGUUACCCUUAUGAUUGCGGGAUCAUAUGCCUCAGUGUUCAAUAUUAACAUGUACUACGCUUUAUUAUUGUCGUUGGUCCCUGUCUUAAUGUUUAUCGGAUUAUGUCUGAAAGGUAAAAAUGAUACCCAGAUCAUGGUUGCUGGCUUGAUGUCGUCUGUAUAUUCUGUAGUCAUGGUAAUAGUGACGGUUGGUAUGGUACUCAAUAUGGCUACUGAGUCGUUACUCAGCCCUAAUGUAAUCUUUUUAGUUGGUUUGCUUGUUAUUUUCGUUAUUGCUGCUAUAUCGCAUCCUAAAGAGAUCACGUGUCUUGUACAUGGGCUCCUCUAUUAUUUGACUGUACCAAGCACUUUCAUUUUUCUGACCAUAUAUUUCCUGUGUAACCUCAAUGUAGUGUCAUGGGGUACUAGAGAGGGCCCUAAACGAGUGGACCCGGAAGAAGAGGAACGAAAACGACUCGAGGAAGAAGAAAAACAGCAGAAAAAGAAAAAAGGAGGGAAAAUAUUCCGUGCCCUCGGUUUAUCGACGUUCUUUCACGAAGCUGUAUCUUUGUUAAAACAAGCUUUAGGAGGUAUAAAGGAAGAAAACCUUUCGUCGGCGAAAACAGAUCCAAAAGAAAAUAUUGAAGCAGCUGUUGUGAAGCAGCUAAAGGAGCGCAAAACUGCUUUACCCAUACCACAACCAAAGCCAAAAGAACCGGAGCCAGUAACAACAAGCAUCAACCGAGGAGCAUGGGGUGAGGCAGAUUUCCUUGGACCCGAGAAAGUUCAAGACAUUUUGAAAAAUGAAGAGGAGUUCUGGGUAUAUAUAAUUCAUAAAUACCUGGAGCCAAUCAACGAGGACAAGGACAAGCAAGCACAAAUUAAAGAUGAUCUUACUAGUCUAAGAAAUAAUGUUGUCUUUGGAUACUUUUUGAUGAAUCUUUUAUUUAUGAUAGCAAUAUUUCAGUUACAGCUGAAUGAAGAACAACUGUCUCAGUUCUUUAUUCUAGGCGAGUAUGAACCUUUAUCAUUAGCAUUUCUAAGUGUAUUUGCUAUAGUCCUUAUUACACAGUUCAUUGGAAUGCUUCUUCAUCGCUGGGGCACAUUCCUUCACCUUAUGUCUAGCACGCGCAUAGGGCUGUGUACACGGAAUUUUGAGGAAGAAUAUGCUGAGGUCGCUUUUAAGGAAGCUGGUCGGCUUCAAACCGGCGACCCCGAACCAGAUUAUAUAGAAGACCUAGAUAGCGAGACUGAAGGAGGAUCAUCGGGUAACAACACUUUAAGACGAUUUGACGAUAACCCAGAAGAUCCACCUGACUAUCCAGAUGAGGACAUGUCCGUCAUACUUCCUGCUACGACCGUUCCUCGAGAAUGGGUCGGGAACAUACCAGAGCCAGAUUACGGCGCUGUUGAUCCAGAUUAUCCGUCAAGUGAUGUACAUGAAGCCAGGGGUCACGGACGUCGCUACCAAAAUGCCUACGAACGCAAUUUUUCUAAGAGGUUUGAAACAAUGCGAAACAAAUACCAGAAACGCUACCAGCGCCGAAUGAGUAAUGUCAAUGGUCCGAACAGUGCUAACAUCAGUAGACGGGAGGCUCUGUACAACCGCUCUAUAGAAAUGCGAAUUCGGCGGCGUCAAAGUGUCUUCAGUUAGACCAGUAUUUACCUGUGAUUUUGAUAUCAUUUAAUCAUUGUCAAGUACAUUCAACCACAUCUAUAAUGGUGCCCAUUUUCAUUACACAAAAAAUUAUUCAUGUGUGGAUUAUCGCAUACUAAUUAUUGGAAGUACGCAAUACUUUGAUAUUUUAUAUAGAAAACACGGCAACAUGGUGCGCUGACAAGUCAGCAUAUUUCUUGCAGGGAAACAACUGAUUAAAGUAAAGGAUAAAAAUGAAAUCGUGUAAACAUAGCAUGUUUUACAGAAGUAAAGUAAUAGACAAUACAAAUUCUUUAUGAAUUAACCAAUGAAGUCAUUUUUAGUGGACAAUUUUUUUUAUAUGCUGCGUCUGUGAUAAAUUGUAAUAUUAUAUGACUGAGAAAUCCUGUACUUUAUAUAUCAUGACUGAGAAAUCCUGUAAUAUAUCUAUUCUGACUGAGAAAUCCUGAAAUAUAUUUUAUAUUCUGACUGAGAAAUCCUGUAAUAUAUAUUAUGACUGAGAAAUCCUGUACUUUAUAUAUCAUGACUGAGAAAUCCUGUAAUAUAUAUUAUGACUGAGAAAUCCUGUAUUAUGUAUUAUAUUAUGACUGAGAAAUCCUGUAAUAUAUAUACUAUGACUUAGAAAUCCUGUACUUUAUACACAUGCUGAGAAAUCCUGUAAUAUAUAUCUUAUAUUCUGACUGAGAAAUCCUGUAAUAUAUAUCUUAUAUUCUGACUGAGAAAUCCUGUACUUUAUAUAUCAUGACUGAUAAAUCCUUUACUAUAUAUUAUGACUGAGAAAUCCUGUAAUAUAUAAUAUGACUGAGAAAUCCUGUAAUAUAUAUUAUAUUAUGACUGAGAAACCCUGUAAUAUAUAUUAUGACUGAGAAAUCCUGUAAUAUAUUAUAUUAUGACGGAGAAACCCUGUAGUGUAAAUAUUAUUUAUUCAGAGGGUAAACCUUUGUCGACAGUCACCUUAUUUGUUUUGUUUUCGAUGUGACAUCGCUGUAUUGUUCCAGAAAUUUUUUUCAUUGAUAAUCUUUCAUCUUUUAGUAUAAGUAUUAUAUAUUCAUUAAUUUUUCAUCUUGUAUUUAUAUGUAUAUAGUAUCUAACAUGUUUACCAUUUAAUAUGCCCAUCAUUCCCACAUUUUCUUUUUGUGCCUAAUCAAACAGACCUUUACCAUACACUAGUCAAACUUGCUUAAAUUUUAAAGGUCGGAAGCCAAGUUCAAUCAUGUUAAUACUGACAUGUUUGGAUAAGACUUUCUCCACACUUUGUGCGCUUUCAAAUUCACUUUUCCGAGAUAAUGUUUUUUUAAUGUAAAUAAUAUAAAUUAAAAGGAAAAAUAUUGUAAAUUAUAUUUAUGUUAUAAGCGUGCAUACCUUCGUGUUCAAUAAACUGCAUGAUUCAUUUUAAAAUGAUGGUUCCAAUUAGUUAUGUAUAUACACAUGCCAUGGAAAUUGAUUAAUGAAUCACUCUCUUUCGCCUUUUGUCCCCUCGCCUCCUAGACUUUGCUCCCGUUUUAGCUUAAGAGUGACUUCUCUGACAAUGUCUUUUGUAUAACAAUUGUUGCGGCUGGACCGGAAAUAACCUGCUUUUGUAUUUUAUAUUGGUUGAUUAAUGAUUUUGUUCCAAAUAUUUUUCUUGAUUGGCAUAUGUAUGGCAUCAGUAUUCAUAAAUUAACUUGUACAAGUUUUAUUUGAUACGUAUAACCUGUUAUGCGAAUGGAAACACAGCCAAGUUUACAUAUUUAUUCAUGUCUAUUUCCCCCCUUUAAUAACAAUGAUGACGAUCAAGAAAUAUGAUUUUUUUUUAUUUAUACGUUCUGUCUUGUAAUCUUCGCACAUGACACAAUUUAGACUUUUUGUAUAAUGCACAAUCAUUCGAUAAAGUGGCUAGUAUAUAUUCACGAUGAAGAAAGUGUGGAAAGUCAGGUUGCGCAGUAGAUUACGCACUCGAUGUCGACCACACGGUUGCUGAUUCUCGCCUCGACAUGUAAUGUAUUCAUCCGCUGAACCACGAUGGUUUUAUCUGGGUACUCCAGUAUUGUUGUAAAAUUAAUACGGUUGUAUUUAAAUAUUAGAUAAAAAAAACUCAUUAAAAUAAGUGUGAAAUAAAAUCAUAUGUUUAUAUUCUACAUCAAAUUCACUGGUUGAACAUCAAUACGGAAACGGUGCAUGAUCAUGUUGAAAUCUUUGAUGUACAUAUCAUCGGAUAUAUACGACGUUUUGCAGUUUAGAUUUAUACGUAUCCAAUCCCAUAGCUGCGCUCCUCAUUAACGGUGAUUAAUUACACCUUUUGUCUUGACGUAUAUGCUUGAACAUUUAUUUGAAAUUUUGAUUUUAUUAACAAAUUUAAAAAAAAUCAUUUUAUAAAUCUAGUAAGUUCUGUAACGUUCCUUGCAUACUGAUUUAAAACUUCACUCGGUCAGAAAACCUCAAUUGAUAACUUCUGUCAAAAGCAUCAUUCUGCUCUCUUUGUGGUGUAAAUCGUUUAUAUAAAGGAUGUGAUUUUAACUUGCACUGACACUUAAUUUGAUGGCAAUGAGUCUUGGCUAUCAAUUACAAUAAUCAAACUGCAAACGUACUUAUGGUAUUCGGUUUCAUGUGUUAAUGAAGUAAGCUCAUGAUCAAUCUUUUAUAUAUUUUUUUAAGGUAGUUUUCGUUUUGUGUUAUCAUUGUUUAGCAUAUCAUAUAACUUUUGAAACACCACAAUUGUGUUUCGUUAAACAUGUCGUCCUUGUUUCCAAAAGAGUUAAGACGAAUUUAUUCGAGAUUUACCCUUAUAACGAGAAUGUAAGUAAUCUUGACUUAUGACUUACCUUUGUGUUGAGAUUCAGGAAUCCAAUACUUGUUUUUUUUAUUUGUAUUGAAUGUCUUCCAAUAAGAUAUUAAGACAUUUUUCUAUCAAGAUGUUAUUCAUCUAAUGUAUUAUCUAUAGUAUCCUUUAUCAAUACAUAUAAUUCUUUCGCUGUGACAAUAGAACUUUAUUCCUUUUGAACUGCUAUCCUUUAUGGAAAAUAGGAUUCUCUAAACUGUUUAAUGCAAUAUAAAUGUAACCAUCAUUUCUAACAAACUUUGGAAACUAUACAAAAAUAUGAAAACGCAUAAGAGAAUAUUAUUUAUUCAUUACAUUUUUAAAUUACUUUAAAAAGAAAUACGGUUUACCAUGCUAAAAACACUAUUUGUUGUCGAUCUCUUCCUUAUAUUGUUUUAGUCAAAAUAAAACGUAGUGUUUGUUAUUAGUUGUAAGUCACGUGAUUCUAGCUUAUAACGCAUGAUCUCUUCCUAAUAUUAAACCACCCUGUAUAGUAUUAUACAAUUGAUACCUGAAUCAAUAUACAAUAUAUCACGUGAGUAUAACUGUAUAUAAGGUUUGACUUUUUUUAUUAAUAAACAAGUUUUGUUGUUAAGUUUUAUCACUGAAUGGGUACUGUAUAAUAUUCUGAAAGUGUAAACAUAUUUAUUGAGGAAACAUGCAAUUUGUUGAAAUAAAAUAU